CAGCACAAAUUAUCUGUCCCCAUAUGAUAAAAUCCACCAUCCCCCCCUGAUUUUAUUUUACAACUCGAGUACUGGUUGUGGAUGGGGGAGGAGGAAGUAAUCCUGUCUCUCUGAUGAAGGAAAUGAAAACAAUUCCACAGAAUGCGCGUUUAUCUUGGAAUAGAUCUUCCUUGGAAAUUCACCCGGAGUCACGUGACUGCCUCUGAAGGUGUUUUAAGAGCCCGGCAAAGAAGCAGACAGACAACAUUAAUCCAGCAGAGACCAAGGGAGUGAAGGGAUACCACAGCCUCAAAAAAGUAGCCUGAAUUCAUCAUGUGUCCUGAAGACUCACUGGAGUGCAUCGUGUGCUGUCACGAGUUCUCACGCUGCGACCGGGUCCCGCGGAUCCUCCACUGCGACCACACUUUCUGCGCUGUUUGCAUCCAGAAAAUGUGCAACCUGGAGGGAAUCGUCAACACCGUGUCGUGCCCUCUGUGCCGCUGGAUCACAUGCAUCAGAUCCACCGGGACCGUGGCAGGGGUUCUGCCGGUCAACACGGAGAUCUGGGACCAGAUCCCGGCGAAGAGCAACGAGAGGAAGGAGGACUCCGGGGAAGCUUGGACAGACGCAAAGCCUGCGUUGGUCCAGUCAACACUCUCUCCAUGGAAGAAGUCUGGUUUCGUGUCCACGCUGCAGAAACUCAGCUGCGUGGCUGUGCGCGAGUAAAGCCUGGAUUAUGGUUCCGCGUUAAAUCGACGGCGUAGGCUCUGCUUUGGCGUAAAGCCGAAACCAAAAAUCUGCCUUUAAACUGGUGACAGUCGGAGGAGCAGGUUUACGAACCAGCACAAGACUAAAUCUGGAGGAACGAGCGCCUGGACUUCUGCUCUGUGGAGACUUUUUUGAAGUUGUGAACUUGACUGAAGCUGCUGGAGGCGCAGGUCUUACUUAAACUGUGAAUGUACUUUUUAUAAACAGAGCUGCAAAAUAUUUUUGUAUCUUUGUUAAACUAAAUGAAAGAUUGAGAUUAUGAAUCACUGUGUGUUUCAACACAGGUGAUUACAUUUACAUAUUAUAUAUUAUAUAAUAUAUUUUUUUCUACUCUGUAUCAUAAACAUAAUGGACUCUGAUCUAAAUGUGUUAAAACAGUUAACUUUGUAGAGGAGGCUAUGGUUUAUUGUAAGGACUGUGAAGUUUUUUGUUAAAGAUUUGUAUUUAACAAACAACUCUGAAUCUAAUGUUUGGGAUAUGAGGAAUAAUAUUCCAGUAUUUGCUACAUGUAAA
This is a messenger RNA of Cololabis saira (Pacific saury), 1260 nucleotides long. Its product is annotated as E3 ubiquitin-protein ligase rnf152-like. Gene Ontology annotation, molecular function: ubiquitin protein ligase activity; metal ion binding. Bases 313 to 705 code for a protein of 130 amino acids. The record is from RefSeq and is a predicted model, not a curated record. Gene Ontology annotation, biological process: protein ubiquitination. The transcript is spliced from 3 exons. Lineage: Eukaryota; Metazoa; Chordata; Actinopteri; Beloniformes; Belonidae.